AUGGUCAACAUGGAAGACGAGACGAGCAACCCUACCGCUGACGAGGUGAAGGAGGAAUUGCUUGACGAACAACAACAAGAUGAAGGAGAAGGGAAAGAGCAAAAUGAGGAGAAUGGUCAAGAGAAAAAUGACAAUGAUCAGGAGAAAGAUGAAACCACGCAGGAAGAGUCAUCAAAGGAUUCCGUAGAUGGCAAAAAGUUGCCGCAGACGAAUUACGUUCGACUUCGUGGCCUCCCCUAUUCUGCUAAGGAGAGUGACAUCCGCGAGUUCUUUGAAGGUAUCGAGGUCACGACGAUCACGAUGAGCAGCAGCCACAACGGUCGACCUAGUGGAGAGUGUUACUGUGAGCUCCCAUCGAACAAAGAUGCACUCAAGGCUUUGGAUCUUCACAGGAAGGAAAUGGAAGGGAGAUAUAUCGAAGGUAGGUUCAAUGUAGCUGUCCACUACCCGACCAUCAGUGAUAAAUUGAGAAUCUUUUCAUUCGAGUUUUCGAUUGCAGUUUUCACGGUGUCCAAUGAUGAGCUCACCAACUUGAAGCGCGUAGGAAUCGUCUCUGAUGAUGGGAAAGUGAUUCGCUGUCGCGGAUUGCCAUUUUCUGCUACCACACAAGAUGUGAAGGACUUCUUCAAAGGUGCGUCAAUUUAUUCGCUUUACAUAAUUAUAGAAAAACAGUGUUGCGGAAGGGAGUCGGGUCACGGUGCCUCUAUUCCCGGAGUCCCUCAACACAGGCUAACCUGUGAAGAGGUGGUAUUCGGGCGUACGGGAGGGCGACCUAGCGGGGAAGCUUUCGUGCGACUUGCAUCCAGGGAAGAAGCCGUCAAAGCUCUCGAUUUCAACAAGCAACAUAUGGGAAGCAGGUAUGUUGAAGUGUUCCGAACCACUGUGGACGACAUGGAGCGAAAUCGCCCUCGCAACUAUGAUGGUGGCUACAUACGUCCACUGUUCGAUUCGAGGGACUAUAUUUCUCGCUCUCCGCGUGGCAUGAGAGGGAUGCGUUCGGCUCCUUAUGACAUCCCACGUGGAGGAUAUGGAAGAUACGAUGAUUACGACGAUUUCGUGCCGCCAACGAAGGUUUUCAUGCGGGGUCUUCCAUUCGACGCGGAUGCUUUCAUGAUUGAGCAGUUUUUCGCACCUCUUCGUUGCAUUGAAAUAAGCUUGGGAUUUAACGAGGAUCGUCGUCCCUCCGGAGAUGCUGUGGUGGAGUUUGGUACAACCGCUGAAGCACAUGAGGCCUUUUCAAGAAACAAGGCGAUGAUGGGGAAGAGGUAUAGUUUGAAGUUUUUUGAAGGGUGGAUGUUCCGCCAGAAGUUAUCGUAUGUGGAAUUGUUUGGCUCAAACGACAUGCCACACACAAUGAGAAGGUUGACAUGGCGUGUUGUUGGUGGACAACCUGCUCCGAGGCCGUUGGCUCUCGUCCCCCCUAGAGAUCUCGGAUAUGGUGAUAUGGGAUACGGCGGCUACGGUGGUAUGCGUGGAGGCGGUGGAUAUGGCCGUGGAUAUGAACCAGGACCUGGCCCGUUCCGAGGUUAUGGAGGCGGUGGUCUUGGUGGAGGUGGCCCGAGGUCGCGUGAUAGACGCAGUGGAGUUUGGUGA
Haemonchus placei is the source of this 1593-nucleotide messenger RNA. The record is from the annotation of a GenBank genome assembly. NCBI's taxonomy places the organism in Eukaryota, Metazoa, Nematoda, Chromadorea, Rhabditida, Trichostrongylidae.